CCCGCCCUCCGCUCGCCUGGCCCGGACCGGAAGCGGCGCCGCACGGCCUGGGCCUGGCGCGGGGGGCGGGCACCGGGGCCCGGUCGGACAUGGGCAAGAAGCACAAGAAGCACAAGUCGGACAAACACCUCUACGAGGAGUACGUAGAGAAGCCCCUGAAGCUGGUCCUCAAAGUGGGAGGGAACGAAGUCACCGAGCUCUCCACGGGCAGCUCGGGCCACGACUCCAGCCUCUUCGAAGACAAGAACGACCAUGACAAACACAAGGACAGAAAGCGGAAAAAGAGAAAGAAAGGAGAGAAGCAGGUUCCAGGGGAAGAGAAGGGGAGAAAACGGAGACGAGUGAAGGAGGAUAAAAAGAAGCGAGAUCGGGACCGUGUGGAGAAUGAGGCAGAAAAAGACCUCCAGUGCCAGGCCCCUGUAAGAUUAGACUUGCCUCCUGAGAAGCCUCUCACAAGCUCUUUAGCCAAACAAGAAGAAGUAGAACAGACACCUCUUCAAGAAGCUUUGAAUCAACUGAUGAGACAAUUACAGAGAAAAGACCCAAGUGCUUUCUUUUCAUUUCCUGUGACUGAUUUUAUUGCUCCUGGCUACUCCAUGAUCAUUAAGCAUCCAAUGGAUUUUAGUACCAUGAAAGAAAAGAUUAAGAACAAUGAUUACCAGUCCAUAGAAGAACUAAAGGAUAACUUCAAACUAAUGUGUACUAAUGCUAUGAUUUACAACAAACCCGAGACGAUUUAUUAUAAAGCUGCAAAGAAGCUAUUACACUCAGGGAUGAAAAUUCUUAGCCAGGAGAGAAUUCAGAGCCUGAAGCAGAGCAUAGAAUUCAUGGCAGACUUGCAAAAAAGUCGAAAGCAGAAAGAUAGAACAGACACCUCGCAGAGUGGAGAGGACAGUGGCUGCUGGCCGAGAGAGAGGGAAGACUCUGGAGAUACUGAAGCACAAGCCUUCAAGAGUCCCAAUAAAGAAAACAAAAAGAAAGAUAAAGAUCUGCUUGAAGAUAAAUGUAAGAGCAAUAAUUUAGAAAGAGAGCAGGAGCAGAUUGACCGAAUUGUUAAGGAAUCCGGAGGAAAGCUGACCAGGCGGCUUGUUAACAGCCAGUGUGAAUUUGAAAGGAGAAAACCAGAUGGAACAACAACACUGGGGCUUCUCCAUCCUGUGGAUCCCAUUGUAGGAGAACCAGGUUACUGCCCUGUGAGACUGGGAAUGACAACUGGAAGGCUUCAGUCUGGAGUGAAUACUUUGCAGGGGUUCAAGGAAGACAAAAGGAACAAAGUCACUCCAGUGUUAUACUUGAAUUACGGACCCUACAGUUCUUAUGCUCCACAUUAUGACUCCACAUUUGCAAAUAUCAGCAAGGACGAUUCGGAUCUAAUCUAUUCAGCCUAUGGGGAAGACUCUGAUCUUCCCAGUGACUUCAGCAUCCAUGAAUUUUUGGCCACGUGCCAGGAUUAUCCAUAUGUGAUGGCAGAUAGUUUAUUGGAUGUUUUAACAAAAGGAGGCCAUUCUAGAACCCUGCAAGAGUUGGAGAUGCCAUCACCUGAAGAUGAAGGCCAGACUAGGAUCCUUGACACAGCAAAAGAAAUGGAGCAGAUUACAGAAAUCGAGCCAUCGGGGCGUUUAGACUCCAGUAAUCAGGACAGGCUCACAGCACUGAAAGCAGUAACAAAUUUUGGGGCUCCUGUUGAAGUGUUUGACUCUGAAGAAGCUGAAAUGUUCCAGAGGAAACUUGAUGAGACCACCAGAUUGCUCAGAGAGCUCCAGGAAGCCCAGAAUGAGCGGCUGAGCACCAGACCCCCUCCCAACAUGAUCUGUCUCUUGGGUCCCUCUUACAGGGAAAUGCAUCUCGCUGAACAAGUGACCAAUAAUCUGAAAGAACUUGCCCAGCAAGUCACACCAGGUGAUAUUGUCAGCACGUAUGGAGUUCGAAAAGCAAUGGGGAUUUCCAUCCCCUCCCCUAUCGUGGAAAAUAACUUUGUAGAUUUAACAAAAGAUUUUGAAGAACCUAAAAAGACUGAUGUUGCUGAGUGUGUACCUGAUGGGAUUUGAAGCUAACUGAUGGAAAACAGCCUUUUCAGCUCUAUUUACCGGAAUGCCUGUGCGAGAAAUGCAGAAUGCUGUUGCUGCCCUGCUGAGGAGAAAGGAGUACCCAGCCCAUCCUGGACAGCUUGUCUCAGUUCUGUACCUAGAAAAGGUCCUACUGGCGUAGUUUGCAGGCCAUGGCAGGGUAUGUCCAGCUCAUGCUCUGAGACCUCCACAGCACCUAGCGGGCUGAGGAUCUGAAGCUCACGAGUGAGCAUAUCCACGCUGUCUGGAGGCUGUGUUGCAGACUCAGACCACGCAGUUUCUGGCUGCCUGUGUGUGGCAAGGCUCAGUGGUCGCCUCGGGCUGGGGUCAGACGCAUUCCAAGAAAUCCUCUAGCACAAGUGCAAGGAAGCCAUCUGCCGGAGUAGUGAUGGCCAAACCCUUGGAAUGCCUUUGUGACUGGCAUGGGGCUGAAUGCUCCCCUUGGCUUGCCUCAGGGAAGGAAAUGCACUUCUAGCAUGUUCUGCACCUACCAGAAGCCCUCAGUUCAGUCCCAACCCUUGGAACUUGGCAGUGUCUGUACAGACAAAGUAAGUCCUCAGUUCGCCUUUGCCUUUGACGUUGAUCAGUCCUCGGCAUUCGCAAGAAUAACCUAGUCCCUGGAGGAUGGUGCAUGUCUCUUCAGUAACCUGAGAGGAAAAGGAUAGCGGUCCUGGGAAGCAGGAAGAACACCUGCUGUUGGGUAGAAACCAGCCCCAAGCAGCGUGUCAGGGCUGGGAUCCCAUAGCUGACUGAUGCCCAGGCCCCUUGCCUGUGGGACACUCCUCCCUGUGAUCACAAGCUGCCCCAGCUGGGUUGUACCUGGAUCUUGCCAAGUUCUCCAGUGCUCUCCAUCCGGCUGGCGACAUUGACGGUGUUUCCCCAGAUGUCAUACUGAGGCUUUCGGGCCCCAAUCACUCCAGCGAUCACUGGCCCAUGGUUUAUGCCUGAAGGUGACAUUUGCGGUUGGCAGGUCUGAGAGACCAAGCCUCAAACUCUGCCCUUGGCGGGGGCAGAGUCCAGCAGCAGUCACAGAAAGCACCGACUGGCAGCUGAAAUGGAGGUCAGAGGGGGCUUCCCAAGCCCAUGACAGGAGCUCUCCUCCGGGGUGUGGGGGAGGCACUCCCUGGGCAGCCCUCUUCCGCCUGCUUGCUCCAGGAGUCGGACUGAGGUGAGCAUCAGCUCCUUUCCCAACAGAGCAGGUGGGCUUUGAGCACCAGCCCUGCUAGCUAACACAGAGCAGUUAGUUCAUUAACUUUGCUUUGUUCUCAGGAUGUUUUAAGGUUUAUGGCGGGUGAUUUUGGGUUCUCCAUUUUCUGUAGUGUUCUAUUUUGAUCUCACAACUUUCAAAAGUAACUUUAUAAACAAUAUGCAGAGUAAUUGCCCAGUCGCCAGGGUGGUAAGACCAAGAGGAAUUUUUCAAACCUUUCCUGCUCAACAGUGAAGUGCAUCAUCCCAUCUGAGCGUGGGCUUGCCAGGAGGCAGGGCCACGGCCUCCCACCCCAAGCCCGGCCAACCCUCUGGGCCCUCACCAACUCGGAGGCGGAAGGAGUUGAAGGAAUGCCGGUUGAUGCCAUCCAGCUUGCUCAUCAGGGCGAUGCUGAACUCCACCAUGAUGCCAAUGUGCGCAUGUUGCCGCUCCAGGUCCUGCAGGACAGAGCGCUGUGCACAGGAGCCAUAGGAUCCCCGGCCCCGACUUCCCGCCUCCACCAGGUGUCAGGUGGGUGUGAGGCGCCUCCCCCAAACCAAGCCAUGAGGUCCUCGGCCCCUCCCUCACAGGACAGGAAGGGGUGUCCCUUUGAAGUCAGGUGAUAGGUCUGGGGACUGUUGAAUCCCCUUAAUAUGAGGCUGGGACAUGAGGCCACCUGCAUGGCUCAGUACCUGGUUCUCAGUCCCUGAGGGGCUGCUGAGCCCCGCAGCUGCCAUGUACGUGCUGCCAAUGGUCUUGAUCUUCUCAACACUGCUGAACUUGGGCUUUAGGAGCAGCUGUGGGGCAAAGGGACACCCAGGGUCUGAGAAGGGGUGGGGUCCAUCCCACCACUGCUCCUAAUGCCCGCCUUUCUCACGUCGGGCCUCCCCUUAUGAGAGCCGAGUACACACAUGGACAAGGCCUCUGGCUCUCUCCCUGCCCCCUUGGCCUCCCAUUCACCUCUGCAGUCUCAUUCUAAGGAGCAAGCGCAGCCCAGCAGGAUCUACCCAGGAAUGUCUAUUGUCUGCAACUAAAAAUUAAAGUCCAGGUGACUGGGUGGCUCAGUCCUUCAGGCUUCUGACUCUUGGCUUCAGGUUGGGUCACGAUCUCACAGUUGUGGGAUCAAGCCCCAUGUUGGGCUCUGCCCUGAGCAUGGAGCCUGCUUAAGAGUCCUUCCUUUCCCUUAGCCCCCUCCCACUGCUUGCAUGCGCGCUCACGUGCUCUCACGCUCUAAAAUCUUUUUUUUAAAAAAAGUCCAAACCGACUGCCUUCCUCUGGAACAGUUGAUGGCCUGGGCUUCACUGGGAAUCAAACUAUGGCAGUCCCCCUUAUCCAUUCCCCGACCCCGGAGGAGCCUGGAAGCACGGGCCCCUGGGCCCUACAUAACAUGUGCUCUCUCAUCCACGUACACGCCUGUGAUGAGCUUUAGUGCAGAAAUCAGGCGCAGUGAGAGAUUAACAGCGACUUAACAGUGUGCCCCAAUAAAAGUGACGUGAAUGGUCUUUCAAA
Canis lupus familiaris (dog) is the source of this 4761-nucleotide messenger RNA. It is a transcript of the gene BRD7, whose product is annotated as bromodomain containing 7. Lineage: Eukaryota; Metazoa; Chordata; Mammalia; Carnivora; Canidae. The record is from RefSeq and is a predicted model, not a curated record. Gene Ontology annotation, biological process: regulation of transcription by RNA polymerase II. The transcript has 18 exons. Gene Ontology annotation, cellular component: nucleus. The coding region runs from base 90 to 2048 and encodes 652 amino acids.